This is a messenger RNA of Cornus florida, 600 nucleotides long. RefSeq lists its product as uncharacterized. The record is from RefSeq and is a predicted model, not a curated record. NCBI's taxonomy places the organism in Eukaryota, Viridiplantae, Streptophyta, Magnoliopsida, Cornales, Cornaceae. The transcript has a single exon. The coding region runs from base 1 to 600 and encodes 199 amino acids.
AUGCCCCUACUACCUCAGCCAAAUACACAUGGGUCAAAAACAUGGACUGAUGUUGUAAAACAAAGUAACAACAAAAUUGUGCUCAAAUUUUAUAAUUCGUCAUCUCUUUCAUCCAUAAUUGAACCUCCCCAAGAGAUUGCUGAAGAAGGGCUAAAAUUUUGGGGAUCACUCCAUUUGGUUGGGAAAUCAUUUCACAAAAGACUUCCAUUUAAGGUUGUUCAAGCUGCAGCAGCCAAGCUCUGGACUUCACAUGGCCCCACACAUACAAUUUUGGGAGAAAACAAUUUAUUUAUCUUCAGAUUCAACUCCUCAUCCCAAGCAGAGAAGGUUCUAUCAUUAGGACCAUGGUCCAUUGCUGGACAUCCCUUCUCCAUGAUGAGAUGGACAAACCAAUCUCACUUGCAGCCUUCAACCAUUGCCAGCAUUCCAACUUGGAUCAAAUUCUACAACAUUUCACUUGAAUAUUGGACAGCUAAUGGCCUCAGCUAUAUUGCCAGUUCAGUGGGAGAACCUCUAUAUGCUGAUCAAGCAACAGCAGAAAGAACAAAACUCAAAUUUGCAAGGCUGUGCGUAAACAUUGACCUCAAAAACCCUAUAUAG